AUGUCCUCUGUGAGCCCACGGAAGUCGAUUGACAGUAUAGCCUCGGGCGCCUCGACACCGUCGUUGUCGCAGCAGUCCUUUAACCCACUCGAGUCUCCCCGCGUCCCCUCUCAACGAUACCCCCUGAGACGAGGAUCGACCGCCAGUUCCGUCGCGAGCAUUGGGGGAAUUUUGGAUUCUUCCCAGCGUCAUGGAUCGAUAGCAGAAUCCGGUCAAAAUGCUAUCUCUACUCUCCUCCAGCCUCCAAUCGUCCGCACCGGCCUGCUCCCCCAAACGGCAGUCGCCUCGUCCGGAUACAAACCCCCGAGUUCCCGCGAUAUUCCCCCGGUUACAUUGACGAAUAUUCCUCGUGUGGACUCCAAGGCGUUCGCUCCGUACCUAUCGCAAGUUGGGUCACUGUACGAUGUAUUUCAACAGGCCAAGGAGGGGUCCGGCGACCAGGACUCGCAGUUGGCGCGUGGAGGCGACAAGGCUUCUCCUAAGCCGGAUGAAUACGAGUCAUUGAUUUCGCGAUCCCAAGAGCGACGGCCUUCUGGGAUUUCCACCGGCUCCCGCGCAAGCUCGCCUUAUGACACAAGGGGGAGGAGACGGUCUUCCGCUGGCCGAGGCCGUGGUCACGCCGUCACCCCACUGUCCACAAUCCCUCCUGUAUAUUUCGAAGAUGACUUCCACCUUGAAAACCCUCGCACAUUUGAUGUGGUCUCGGAAAAGUCUGAAGUCGUAACACCACCGAAGACUCCAAGCAAGGAUGAUAGACCGGAUAUCCCAAUUGUGGCGGAGCCUCCCCGAACUGGAAGAAAGGCACUUGCCACCAAUGCGAUCCUGCAGGAAAAGCUGUCAUGGUAUAUGGAUACUGUGGAAAUUCACCUUAUUUCGUCUAUCUCGACUGCGUCCAAGUCGUUCUUUACCGCUCUAGGAUCCCUGCGCGAGCUACAUUCAGAGGCUGCUGACUCGGUGAAACGGAUUCAAGUUCUACGAAAGGACCUCCAGAAAAUCGACCGCGAAAUGGCCCUGGGUGGAUUGAAAAUCGUGAACCUGCGACGACGAAGAGAGAACGUCAGGAUGCUUGCCGACGCCGUCUCUCAACUUCGAGAUGUGGUCCAGUCUGUGUCCCGCUGUGAAGAAUUGGUCGACAACGGGGAGAUCGAAGAGGCCGCGGAUGGUCUCGAAGAAGUGGAGAGACUAAUGUCUGGGGAUUUCGUUGUUCAUCGUCCCUCUGAAGAAGAUGAGACGCGAGAACAACCGAGAAAGGCUAUCGAUCUGACAAGACUCAAAGCCCUCGAGGGAGCAUCUGACGACCUGGCGCAGUUGAGAUACCGGAUUGGUAGUGGAUACGAGACGCGCUUCUUAAGUGAUCUUCUUGGCGAUUUGAGACAACAUGUCGAAAACGCACCAUUGGACAUGACACUGCAACGUUGGGGUGCUUCCUUCCAGCGACAACGCGGAGCUCAACGAUCUGCCGCCACAACCUCUCCGGCGUACAUGUCAUUUGAUGAUGAACUGAGAUCGAGAUUACGUUUACACCUCACUGGGCUUGCGCGUGCACAUCACACGACCCCCGCAGCAACCUCUUUCAAGACUGCGGUUCUCCGAGAGAUGAAAAGUCUUAUUCGGAAGCACAUGCCCAGCUCCAGUGACGAUGACAACGAAUCGAUGGUGUCCGUUUCCACCCAUAGAUCGCAGGGGCUAAGCCAACAAGAAAAGUCUUCUAUCCUUGCCCGCAAUCUCCGCGCUAUGGAUGCGGAGGAUGCUUAUAGCAUGGUUGCUCAGAUAUACACGGGCAUCAGCGAGUCGCUACGAAGACUUAGCGUCCAAGUCAAGGUGCUUCUUGAUAUCGCAAGCGGGCUGGGAAAUCCGCCAACCCCUACACUCAAAUCUUCACCUCGCAGCCCCGUUCGACGGUCUACGGAUAGUUCUGAGAACUUGAAACCCAAUCCACGGUUAGAGGCAACAGUGGUCGCACAAGACGAGAUUUUGCAAGUUCUGGAUAUGUCCAGCCUCCUAGGCCAGGCAGUUGACAUUGCUCAGUCACAAAUAAACAAGGUGCUCAAGGUGCGGUCUGAGCAGACUUCGCAAUUGCCCAAGGAAGAUUUCCUCAAGUACUUUACUCUCAACCGUCUUUUCGCCGACGAGUGCGAAGCCAUCUCUGGGCGAAGCGGCACUGCUUUGAAGACAUUGGUUGGUAACCAGAUUAAAGACUACAUCAAACGGUUUGGUGAUACACAGCGCCAUCGCAUUGUCGAAGUGAUGGACGCUGACCGAUGGGACGCCAAAGACUUUGGUGAUUCCGAAAAUGCCGUCCUGGGACGGAUCUUGGAUGCUAGCACCAAAGAUAUCGAGGCUUGGGUGGAAGUGUCCAAAAUUUGGCAGCCCCCGACCGAUGGCCAAGAAAAGUCGGAUGCGGCCGCUGUCAAUGGCUCUGGAAAGGACAAAGUCAGAAGCGCUGUUAUUGAUGAACAGAAGUACAUUCUCUCAGCAUGUGCCAUGGCUAUGAUGAAGAGCAUUGAGGAGUUCCAGUUCCUUAUGGCAAAUAUUCCUAGUAUGAUUCAGGAUAUCGCCCCUGGCCUUUUAGAGACGUUGAAAUUGUUCAACUCCCGGUCCUCCCAACUGAUUCUCGGAGCCGGGGCCACUAGAAGCGCUGGUCUGAAGAACAUCACCACAAAACAUCUCGCCCUGUCUUCGCAAGCCCUGAGUUUCAUCAUAGCGCUAGUACCGUACAUUCGGGAGUUUGUUCGCCGUCACGCCCCAAGCAGCCCGCUGAUGGGCGAGUUCGAUAAGGUGAAGCGUUUGUACCAAGAGCACCAAUCUGGCAUUCAUGAGAAGUUAGUCGACAUCAUGAGCGGUCGAUCCUCCGUUCAUGUUAAUGCCAUGAAGAAAAUCGACUGGAACGCGGUGACCAAUGGUAAUGCCGUCAGCCCGUACAUGGAAACACUGGCCAAAGAAACAGGCACACUGCAUCGCGUUUUGAGCAAGCAUUUGCCCGACAUGACUGUUUCUAUGAUCAUGGAUCCCGUUUUCAAUAGUUACCGGGAACAGUGGACCAAGGCAUUUGAAGAAGUCUCUAUCAGCUCGGAAAGUGGAAAACAAAGAUUGCAACGCGAUGCGGAAUAUUUCCAGUCGAAACUCAGCAAAAUAGAUGGCUUCGGGAACCUGGGCGAGCGUCUGCUUGAAUUAGUCAAGCAGAAAAGCAUCGUGACAGAGGGGCAGGAAUCUCCACCCGACACCGAUGCCUCGAAGGGCUCUCCCAAGACCAGUGAAGAUACCAAAACUUCUUGA
This is a messenger RNA of Aspergillus affinis, 3276 nucleotides long. Its product is annotated as GARP complex component. The coding region runs from base 1 to 3276 and encodes 1091 amino acids. Gene Ontology annotation, molecular function: syntaxin binding. The transcript has 3 exons. Lineage: Eukaryota; Fungi; Ascomycota; Eurotiomycetes; Eurotiales; Aspergillaceae. The record is from RefSeq and is a predicted model, not a curated record. Gene Ontology annotation, biological process: retrograde transport, endosome to Golgi; Golgi to vacuole transport. Gene Ontology annotation, cellular component: GARP complex.